This is a messenger RNA of [Torrubiella] hemipterigena, 1029 nucleotides long. NCBI's taxonomy places the organism in Eukaryota, Fungi, Ascomycota, Sordariomycetes, Hypocreales, Clavicipitaceae. The record is from the annotation of a GenBank genome assembly.
AUGGCUACCUCCAAAGUCUUCGUCGUUGGCCCUGGCUAUGUUGGCCGUGAAAUCAUCGAUCUCCUCCGUGCUGAGGGAAAAUACGAUAUCACCACUCUUGUCCGCCGUGAGGCUGCUGCCAAGGAGUUCCAGCAAGAUGGUGUCAAGGCUGUGCUCGGCGAUCUCAACGACUCCAACGUGAUUGAGAAGCACUCUGCCGAAAGCGACAUUGUCUUCCACACUGCUACUGCUGACCACUUGGCCUCGGUCCAGGCCAUCUUGAAGGGCAUCCAGAACCGUGCUGAUGCCGGCAAGCACACCAUCUACCUGCACCAGAGCGGUGCUAGUGUUCUCAGCGACACCAGCCCCGGCAACAACGUAAACAACGAUAUUUACUCUGAUAAGACGGCUGCCCAGGUUGACAGUCUCUCUAAUACUGCGCCUCAUCGUCAAAUCGAUCUUGCCAUUGUAGAUGCGAGAAACAAGCUUGGUAACAAGGCCAAGAUCUUUGUCUGGAUGCCCCCAAUCAUCUACGGCAACAACCCCAAGUAUGGCCGUCUCUCGAUUCAGAUCCCGGCUUUGACCCGCUACGCUCUGAAACACAAGCAGGCUGGUUACGUUGGCACUGGUAAGAAGACGUGGUCUGUUGUUCACGUUCUUGAUCUCGCUAGGGCAUAUGUUCAGGUCGUGCACUGGCUGGAAACCGCCUCUGACAGCGACCCCGAGCUGCAAAACCCGUACUUCUUCUGCGAGAGUGGCGAGACAACCUGGGGUGAAAUUGCCAGCUUUAUUGGCAAGGGACUUCACGCCGCCGGCAAGAUCGACACUGCUGAGACAGUCGCUAUUCCCGAGGCAAACUUUGGAGACCUCUUCAGGGGGCACACACCUGAUGUCGUCGGCUGCAACUCCAGAAACCGUGGUGAUCGUCUACGUGCUAUGGGCUGGAAGGCUCAGCAACUGGGCAUCAGUGACUCCUUCCAUCAAGAAGACCUUCCGGUCCUCCUGGCAGAGUCUGGACCCUUUAAGGCAUCCGAAAUGACACUCUCCUAA